AUCCAUCAAAUUAUAAUUAACUCCUCCAAAAAAAAUAAAAAAAAUAUUAUUAUUACCAUGGAGAUCAUAAGGAAUUGUUUUUCAAGUUUUAGAGUCUCAUUUUUGAUGAUCAUUUUAUUGAUCACAAGCUCACCAGCUUCUUCUCAGAUUUCAACCCCAUGCACAAACACACUGUUAAGUAGCUUCACUCCAUGCUUGAAUUAUCUCACUGGAAGCACUAAUGGUGGCGGAUCUCCAACUUCCGACUGUUGUGAUUCCCUUGGCUCUCUAAUCAGUAGCAGUGCUGAGUGUGCUUGUAUGAUUAUUACUGGCAAUGUUCCAAUCCCCAUAAACCGUGCUCUGGCAAUCUCACUUCCUAAAAUUUGCAACUCAAAAUCUGUUCCUCUCCAAUGCAAAACUUCCUCAACUCCCUUGCCAGCUCCAGGUCCAGUGGCUUUCGCACCAUCCCUUCCUCCUCUAUCUCCAACAACAAGCAACGUGCCAGGAUCAGAUUCUUCAUCACAAGCAUUGCCCCCAUUUCCAACACAGUCUCCACCGGCGCUCACUCCUCCGGCCAUAGUUCAAACUCCGACGACGAAUUCUGGGCAACCAACCCUUGUGAUUCCCAGUUCGGCUUUUAAGCUUUCAGGCAUUACAUCAGCUGCACUACUCCUAAUCUUUGGAACUCUCAUAUUGAACUAGAUUUUAAAUGUUUCAUUACAGUAUUAGUGUCUAUUAUAUAUAUAUAUGUAUCCUCUUGUAUUUUUUUGUUGUAUU
Messenger RNA from Dioscorea cayenensis subsp. rotundata (Guinea yam), 756 nucleotides. Its product is annotated as non-specific lipid transfer protein GPI-anchored 19-like. Lineage: Eukaryota; Viridiplantae; Streptophyta; Magnoliopsida; Dioscoreales; Dioscoreaceae. The transcript is spliced from 4 exons. Bases 58 to 681 code for a protein of 207 amino acids. The record is from RefSeq and is a predicted model, not a curated record.